AUGGAAACAGUCGUCACACCUCCACAACAACCGCGCAAGAAAAAUUGGUUGUGUAUAUUCCCAGGGUGUACACAGUGCGCCGCAACACAUUACAAUGUUUAUAGUCAUGUCUGGGACUCUCAUUUAAGACAUUUGACACUCUCUCCGUUAUUCAGUGGGUGUAAAGGUGUCGUUUAUAAGAAAUUGAAAGACCGCAGUGAGGUGAAACGGAUGUGCGAAGUGUAUAUGAUCGAAGUGAACACAGAUCAAGAUGUCGAGGCACAGCGAGCAUCGGCUCGGCUCAAAAUGGGCAACCCUCAACUUUCAGUUUUAGUCAAUUCGCAAAACUCCUUUGAGUCGGACAGUUUGAACGACCAAAAUACGUCAAGCGGACAAAAUACCCAAAACAUGUCAAUACCACAAAACCCGCCAAACAUGCAGAUCCAACUUCAACAAGUUGCCCAGCCUCAAGAAAUGCCUCAACAGCUAUCGCAGUUGCAAAAAACUCAACAAAUGCAACCGCCACCACAAGCUUCACAACUCCCCUUUCAGCAAACAAAUCCACUCGGCUACAUGUGGGACUGUGUAACUCAUUACAAUGAGCCGGAACCCAUUCAACAAGUGGUGAUGCCACAAGAUGACUUCAUGCGUGUUGUUCAGAUAACAAGUAAUUUAAAACGGUUGCACGUCGCUGGGGAGAUAUUGGCGGAGAACGGAUUUCUUCAAAGAUCCGAUGCGAGGGUAAAAGAACACAUUGAACCGCUUAAAGGGUGCCUCGACUCGAUUUUAACAAUGACAGGAAGGUCGUUCACAUACAAAGGAAAAGAGGAGAAAAAGCUUGGUUUCAUUGCGCAAGAGAUGCAAGAGGUUCUUCCCGAGUUGGUGCAUGAGGACGAAGAAGGACUCUCUGUCGAUGUCAUUGGGAUUAUACCUGUAUUAGUCGAAGCCCUCAAAGAAAUUCACACGGCUUCAGAUUUCACUGUUGAAGACACCAACUCGCGAUUCAAAGAGUUAUCGAAGGCGGCAGAUGAGGCACUUUCUAUGAUCAAAAAUGUGACAACGCGUGUUGAACAAUGUGAAGAACAAAAGAAACACCUUGGGGUGUUUGCAAUUGAAGAAGAGGCCGUUGUCAAGUUUUCUUCUGGACCCGUUUUACUCACAUUGGUAUUGUCACUUCUGUUUUCUGGUAUUUCGUGUGGUGUCAUCUUCGCGAUACCCAAAAUGCCAGUGAUGUGGUUAUAUUGCUGGGGAAUGUCUGUUGUGUUGUGGGUGUGUUGUUGGAGGCAAAGGGGUGAGCUCACGCGUAUUGUGAAAAAUCGGAAAAUCGAGUUUUACUGGUUUCACGAACACAGUGUUUUUUACUACAUUUCGGCAGUUAUUUUAGUCCUAUUUUUAGCGGUGAGUCUUGUGAUGGGUACUUCGAUCAUAACAUUUACUGCAGUGAGUGUCGGUGUGUUACUUGUUAUGACUGCGGCCACCAUCUGGUUCUUCCAGAAAUACAAAAUCAAAUUUGCAAUCGUUUUCUCGUUGUUUUGUGUUGUGUUGGUGACGGUAUCUGCCUGUGCUGUUGUUCUAUUCUUGGUACAACCGGAUUACACGUGUAACAUCAACGACAACAGUCGCGAGUAUACAAUCACCGUCGACUUAAACGUGAAAACAGCGAAACAAGUGGUGACCACUUUACCAUGGAAUUGUUGGUCGAGUUCUUUUGUGUUUUCAGAUGACUUGCCAAAUGGGUUUGUGUCAAUAAUUCCCACAGACGGAACACCUCCUUACUUCGAAGGAGUUGCCACAAAUCAGUUCCCAACAACAACAGUGAAAGUUUUUAUCAAAUGUGUUGAUGUGGUGAAGUUUUAUUGUGGCGCAGUUACUCUUAAGACUUGUUCCUCUCGCACUGAUGAAGUUGAUUGUACGGGUAAUGCGUGUACGUGGAGUGUUGAAGAUCAGACUUGCAGUUGA
Entamoeba invadens IP1 is the source of this 1938-nucleotide messenger RNA. RefSeq lists its product as hypothetical. The transcript has 3 exons. Gene Ontology annotation, molecular function: DNA-binding transcription factor activity; sequence-specific DNA binding. Gene Ontology annotation, cellular component: endoplasmic reticulum membrane; nucleus. Gene Ontology annotation, biological process: protein autoprocessing; positive regulation of DNA-templated transcription. The record is from RefSeq and is a predicted model, not a curated record. Bases 1 to 1938 code for a protein of 645 amino acids. Lineage: Eukaryota; Evosea; Mastigamoebida; Endamoebidae.